GCUUGCGCGGCGGCGGCGGCGGCGGCGGCGCUGAGCGCGAUGGCGGCGGAGGAGGAGGCGGACUCGGCGGACACCGCUGGAGGGUCAGGAUGGCUAACAGGGUGGCUUCCUACCUGGUGUCCCACGUCUACAUCACACCUUAAAGAAGCUGAAGAGAAAAUGUUAAAAUGUGUCCCCUGCACUUACAAGAAAGAGCCUGUCCGCAUAUCCAACGGAAACAGAAUAUGGACACUGAUGUUCUCUCACAACAUUUCUAGUAAGACGCCACUUGUCCUCCUUCAUGGUUUUGGAGGAGGCCUUGGACUUUGGGCCCUGAAUUUUGAAGAUCUGAGCACCGACAGGCCCGUCUAUGCCUUUGACCUCUUGGGCUUUGGGAGAAGCAGUAGACCGAGGUUUGACGGCGACGCAGAAGAAGUAGAGAAUCAGUUUGUGGAAUCCAUUGAGGAGUGGAGGUGUGCCCUCGGGCUGGACAAAAUGAUCUUGCUUGGACACAACCUGGGAGGAUUUCUGGCUGCUGCUUACUCACUGAAAUACCCGUCAAGAGUUAGUCACCUCAUUUUAGUAGAGCCAUGGGGUUUUCCUGAGCGACCCGAUCUUGCUGAUCAAGAGAGACCAAUUCCAGUUUGGAUCAGAGUCCUGGGAGCAGCACUGACUCCCUUUAACCCCUUGGCUGGCCUCAGGAUCGCAGGACCUUUUGGGUUAAGUCUAGUGCAGCGCUUAAGGCCUGAUUUCAAGCGGAAGUACUCCUCCAUGUUUGAAGAUGACACCGUGACAGAGUAUAUCUACCACUGUAAUGUACAGACCCCCAGUGGUGAGACAGCCUUCAAAAACAUGACCAUUCCUUACGGGUGGGCGAAGCGGCCAAUGCUUCAGCGGAUAGGAGACUUGCACCCUGACAUUCCAGUUUCUGUGAUCUUCGGCGCCCGGUCCUGCAUAGAUGGCAACUCCGGCACCAGCAUCCAGUCACUGCGACCCAAGUCCUAUGUGAAGACAAUAGCUAUCCUGGGGGCGGGGCAUUAUGUGUAUGCGGAUCAGCCAGAAGAGUUCAACCAGAAAGUCAAGGAGAUCUGCCACAUGGUAGACCAAGCUGCGUGAGGCUGUGACUGACGCACUCCAGAGCAAUAUCCUGUCCUACAACCAUGGGAAGAGUAACAAGUACAGCUAGAGCCAGGCGGCCUCCUGGACUGGACUCAUGAAGUCACUUCCCCGUUUAAACCAAUUAGUGCCUUCUAGCAGAGCGGCUUUCCUUUCUCCUGCACAAGAGUCUUCCAAUUUAACAGUAGCCUGAAAUAAAGGUUAUUUGUCCUUC
Messenger RNA from Phodopus roborovskii (desert hamster), 1309 nucleotides. It is a transcript of the gene Abhd5, whose product is annotated as abhydrolase domain containing 5, lysophosphatidic acid acyltransferase. The transcript is spliced from 7 exons. The record is from RefSeq and is a predicted model, not a curated record. Lineage: Eukaryota; Metazoa; Chordata; Mammalia; Rodentia; Cricetidae. Bases 40 to 1095 code for a protein of 351 amino acids. Gene Ontology annotation, cellular component: lipid droplet. Gene Ontology annotation, biological process: negative regulation of triglyceride storage; positive regulation of triglyceride catabolic process.